Messenger RNA from Paramisgurnus dabryanus, 6483 nucleotides. NCBI's taxonomy places the organism in Eukaryota, Metazoa, Chordata, Actinopteri, Cypriniformes, Cobitidae. The record is from RefSeq and is a predicted model, not a curated record.
AGUGAUGUAGGCAAAGGGGUAUUGACGUAUUAUUGGGCUGAAUAAACAUGAGCAAAUGCUCACAGUAACAUACAGACAGACAGGAAGGAUGAAGGUGCCCCUGCUGUGGUGGAUUGCUCUUCUUUCCCUACCCCUGAUCACAUUAUGUGACCCACUAUUCAUUCUGUCAGCUCCUAAUUUACUGAGGGUGGGUUCCUCCGAGAACGUGUUUGUGGAAGCCCAGGAUUACUCUGGAGAAGACCUGAAUGUGAGGAUUGUAGUGAAAAACCAUCCACGCAAAAAUUUGGAGAUACUGUCCAAAUCUGUGACGCUGACAAGGGACAAUGAUUUUCAAAUGCUUGCAGACAUACAGAUUCCAGACAACAAGGAUUUAUUUUCCGAUGAUCCUCUGGAGAAGCAGUAUGUCUAUUUACAAGCUCAAUUUCCAUCCAAAGUUUUGGAGAAAGUGCUCAUGGUGUCAUUCCAGUCUGGAUAUAUAUUUGUACAAACGGACAAAGCCAUCUACACACCUGCUAGCACAGUUCAGUACAGAAUCUUAUCCGUGACUCCCAGCCUUCAACCUAUGGAAAAUUCUGGAAUUUCACUUGAUAUUAUGAAUCCUCUAGGCAUUACAACAAUGGGAGAAGUGGUUUAUCCACAUCAAGGAAUAAAGUCAGGGAAAUACGGCAUACCUGCAUUGGCCAGUCCUGGCAUCUGGAAAGUGGUUACAAGGUUCAAGAACACUCCACAGAAGAACUUUACGGCUGAAUUUGAAGUCAAAGAAUAUGUGCUUCCAACUUUUGAAGUCACAUUAUCGCUCAGCCAGUCGUACUUCUGUGUCAAUGAUGAAAGUCUUACUGUCGAAAUCCAGGCCAAGUACCUAUUUGGAAACAACGUAAACGGAAAUGCAAUUGUGGUGUUUGGCGUGAUGGAUGAUGAGAAGAAAAUAAGCAUCCCGUCCUCUCUACAAAGAGUCCAGAUUUUAGAUGGAGAGGGUCAAGUCAAACUCACUAAGAUGAUGAUUCUUCAAACCUUUCCAGAUAUUAACACUUUGGUUGGACAAUCACUUUACAUCUCUGUCAGUGUUUUAACAGAUACUGGCAGUGAAAUGGUAGAAGCACACAGGAGAGGCAUUCAGAUUGUGACAACACCACACACCAUCCGAUUUAAGGGAACACCCCAGUAUUUCAAACCUGGAAUGCCUUUUGAUGUCUCGGUUUAUGUAACAGAUCCUGAACAGAUUCCUGUUAAAAAUGUGGAGCUGGAGGUCAAUCCCGGAGGGGUCAAAGGUCGUACAAAGGGCAACGGGAUUGCAAAGUUUACUGUAAAUUCUCAAGAGGGAACGUCUACACUUGAGAUCACGGCACGAACCAAAGAUCCACGUUUAGCAGAUGAAGAGCAGGCAGUGCAGAAAAUGACAACACAGGCCUACAUAACCAAAGGUGACUCCAAAAACUACAUGCACGUUGGCAUUGAUGCUAUAGAGCUUCAGAUUGGAGAUCAAAUUAAAGUCAAUCUGAAUACUGGAAGAAGUCCAGGAGCCAAAGAUCAAGAUUAUACAUAUAUGAUCCUAAGUAAAGGACAGAUUGUAAAGGUGGACAGGUUUAAGAGAAGAGGACAAUCUUUAGUGACUUUGUCUCUACCUGUAACUAAAGAAAUGGUGCCGUCAUUUCGCUUUGUGGCUUAUUAUCAUGUGGGUUCAUCUGAGGUGGUCUCUGAUUCAGUCUGGGUUGAUGUGAAGGACACAUGCAUGGGAACUCUAAAAAUUGAAGUAAACGAGCCUCGGCCGUUCUAUGAACCUGGUGAUGGCUUCAGCUUGCAAAUAACCGGAGAUCCUGGAGCUAAAGUUGGACUGGUGGCAGUAGACAAAGCUGUGCAUGUGCUCAACAAGAACAGAUUCACUCAGUCUAAGAUCUGGGACGUCAUUGAGAAACAUGACAGUGGUUGUACAGCAGGAAGUGGUAAAGACAGUAUGGGGGUUUUCUAUGAUGCUGGUUUGAUGUUUGAGUCCAGCACUGCUGGAGGAACCAGCACCAGAACAAUGCCGGAAUGCCCCAGAGUUUCAAAGAGAAGACGUAGAUCCAAGAAUCUUUGGCAAGUCAGCACUACACUGGCUGGUAAAUACUCAGGUGAUCUGAAGAAGUGCUGUGUUGAUGGAAUGAAGGAAAAUAAACUGGGUUACAGCUGCGAACGACGAGCCACGUACAUCGCAGAUGGACAGGAGUGUGUUCAGGCCUUUCUGAGCUGCUGUCAUGACGUAAUGUCUCAAAGCGUUGAAGCCGGAGAGCAGGAGAUGAUUCUGGCUCGCAGUGAAGAUGAUGACUAUUAUGAGAGUUUUGAUGAAAUCACAUCCCGUACACAGUUUCCAGACAGCUGGCUCUGGAGUGAGGAGGUUCUGCCCCUUUGCCCGGCUAAUAACAAGUUAUGUCAAACAACGUCCCUCAUCAGAGAUAAACUCUACAUGAAAGAGUCCAUCACGACCUGGCAGAUCUUUGCUGUCAGUCUGUCAAAAACCCAUGGUAUCUGUGUGGCCGAUCCUCACGAGAUGAUCGUCUAUAAGAGGUUUUUUAUCGAGCUGAAGGUCCCGUACUCAGCAGUGCGCAAUGAACAGCUGCAAAUUAGAGCCAUCAUUCACAAUUACACCAAAAAGAAACUGAAGGUGCGGGUUGAGUUCGCAGAGACGGAGCACAUUUGCAGCGCUGCCAGCCGGAAGGGCACAUACAUGAAAGAAAUCGAGGUUGACUCGAUGACCUCCGUGAGCGUCCCGCAUGUGGUUAUUCCCCUGGAGCUGGGCAACCACUGGAUUGAUGUUAAGGCUGCAGCAUAUGACUCGGUUCACACUGAUGGAGUGAAGAAGAUCUUAAAGGUGGUGUCUGAGGGCCUGCUGACCAUGGUGCAAGAAAAAAACGUUGAGCUCAACCCUUCUAAAACAGGUGCACAACAUGUGUCCAUCAGAAGCAGCAAACCCAUAACUCAGGUUCCGAACACCCCUGCCAACACAUACAUCUCAGUUACAAGUAAGAAUUUUAGUGCUAUGAUUGAGCCGGCCAUCAGCGGAGAUUUCAUGGGUCGCUUUAUUGUCCAGCCCCACGGUAAUGGAGAGGAGAUCAUGAUCCACAUGACUCUACCUCUCAUUGCCACCCAUUAUCUAGAUAGCACCAAUCAGUGGGACGCUGUCGGCAUGGACCGCAGAAAUGAAGCUGUUAACCAUAUCAACACAGGCUAUCAACAAAUGCUGCAUUUCCGUAAAGGGGAUGGGUCAUACGCCGUCCUGAUGAGCACACGUAGCAGAACAUGGCUGACAGCAUAUGUGGCUAAAGUCUUUGUGAUGGCCAAUGAUUUUAUCGACGUAGAUGAAAAUGUGCUCUGCAGCGCCCUCAAGUGGUUAAUCAACAAGAAACAGCAAGCAAAUGGCAUGUUUAAAGAGGACGCGCACGUAGAUCAUGAAGAGAUGAUUUUUGUGUUGAUGCAGGGUGAUGUACGUAGUAAAGAUGCAGAAGCCUCGCUGACUGCGUUUGUCCUGAUCGCCAUCCAAGAGGGCAGUGAGAUUUGUGCCCGAUCUGUCCAUAAUCUUAAGGGAGGUGUGGACAAAGCCAUUCAGUACCUGACUGUCAGAAUUCACAGUCUAACCAAUCCUUAUGCUGUUGCAAUGACCUCUUAUGCUUUGGCUAAUGCUGGCAAACUCAACAGAGACAUCUUGAUGAGCCACUCCAGCCAGAAUGAAGCUGGUACUUUUUGGCAAGUUUCCGGGCCACACUAUCACUCUCUAGAGGCCACAGGCUAUGCUGUACUCGCCCUGGUGAAGGUGAAGGAUUUUGAGAGAGCAAAACAGGCAGUGCGCUGGCUGGGCAGACAAAGAGAUCAGUAUGGAGGUCCAGGUACCACACAGGCAACCAUGAUAGUUUUCCAGGCCGUAGCUGAAUAUCGUACUCAAGCGAAGAAGCAGGAUUUUAAUCUGAAUGUUGAAGUUUCAGUGGAGGGAAGGAAAUUGAAUAACAAGUGGACAUUCACGCGUUCCAACAACCACGUUACUCGUUCUGAAAAGGUGAAACUUACACAAGACUUCAACAUCACUGCUCGAGGAAACGGGGUGGCCACUCUCUCUGUAUAUACUCUGUAUUAUGCUCUGCCCGAGGAAAAGAACACUGAUUGUAAAAUGUUUGAUCUCACUGUGCAGAUGAAAAAAGAGCAUCAGGUUUCCUAUCCGGGGGCAAUUGAAACGUACCUACUUGCUAUCGAAACCAAUUUCAAGAAUCCUGACAGAGACGCUGCAGUGUCUGUUUUGGAUAUUGGCCUGCUGACUGGAUUUAAAGUGGAUGAGAAUGAUCUUUUAAAGCUCUCUAAAGGGAAAGACAAAUACAUUGACAGAUUUGAGAAGAAUGUGGACCUUUCAGAACGUGGAUCUCUAAUGAUCUUCUUGAAGAAGAUAUCUCGUAAAGAGAGGGAAAGGAUUGCUUUCAGAAUCCAUAAGAUGAAUGAAGUGGGCAUGUUGCAGCCCGCUGGAGUCACUCUCUAUGAAUACAUCUUUCCAGAUGAUCGUUGUGUGAAGUUCUACCAUCCUCAUAAGAAAGAUGGAGCUCUGAAUCGACUCUGCCAUGAGGAUCUGUGCCAUUGCGCUGAAGAAAACUGCAGUUUUCAAAAGAAGCAUCAUAUAAAAGAAUCACAGCGUGCCGACAAGGCCUGCGCCAGCGAAGUGGACUAUGUUUAUAAAACCAGGGUGGAAAGUAUGGAUCUCUCACUGCAUGCAGACAUCUAUAACAUGACGAUUGAACAAGUACUGAAGGAAGGCACUGAUCCAGCUGUUGAAGGCACCAUGAAAUCUUUUCUGGCUCACCCUCACUGUAGAGAGUUUUUAAAGCUUGAAGAAGGCAAGACCUACCUGAUCAUGGGCCAAACCAAAAGCCUUCCCAGGAUUGGUGCAAGCCUGAGGUACAGCUUGGGUGAACGGACUUGGAUUGAAUACUGGCCAACACUACAAGAGUCCCAGACUGCAGAACACAGGGAUCGGUACAAUAGCAUCACUGCGUUAGCUGACCAGCUCUUCAACUUUGGAUGCACAACAUGAAAAUUCUCAUGAGCUGUGUACAUGAUUCUGUAAAUUUUCUUUUUUGUCAUCUUACACAUUUAUAAUAUGAUAUUAUCCAUAAUAUUAUCCAUAUUUUAUCUUCUGGCACUGGCUGGCACACUGGGGUUAGCAACCUCACACUUUUUUAGAUCAGAUAAUUUGACUACAAAAAACCUGGUGGACAUUUCCAUUGCCUUUAAAAGUGCAAUUUGUAACUUUGUAUAAAGACCUUACAUAAUGAGUUCUAUUGUUUUUAUUACCUUAGAAUGAGGAAUUUAGAAUAUAUAGACAUAAAAUGCACGUCUCUGUCAUGUUUCUGCAGUAGCCCUUUAGAAGCAAAAUUAGAAAUGACCUUAAUAUAUUACUUUGUAACAUCACACUUCUGUAUUUGUAUGAAACUACAGACAGAUUUUUAUUUUUAUGAAAGAUAUGUUACCAGAUGAGAUCAAAUGAUGUAGAGCUCUCUGUUGUUCAAUGUAAAUUAUUAUAAAUGAAUUAUUAAAUUAAAUAGAUAAUCACAAUCAUGAUGUGUUGUCAAUUGUCAAAAUAAUUUACAGCUGCAAACACAGAUAGAGUAAAUAGAAAAACAGUUAGUGUAACAGAAACUCCAGUGAUUAUGCAAUUGUGGUUGUUGAUUUCUAGUUGAUUGUGAGUUUGCAGUUUUGUGUAGAUAAAACAUUUCCUAAACCUUCUCCACCCAAACGGUGUUUGACCCAAGUCAGUGGCCGCUAACCUGCGUAUAAAUGCAAUGCACACUAUAGACUAAACAAUUGAUAAAACUGUACCGUGAGGUUACGUAGCAUUCCCCUGUCAGAGAACACACUGAUGUAUCAUUUAAUAAUCUUAAUAUUCAUGUGAUAUUUUCACAGUAUUUUUUAAGAUUUAUUUUUUAAAGAUUUAUAUAUAUUAGCAAUUCCAUGCAAAUGUCAACCUUACCAUAAAACAUAAUACUGAUACCCAUUAUAUUCACUCAUUUUAUUUCAUAUUAUUAUUAUCAUCACCUCCUUGGUGUUGUUUUGACUCAAUUUGUGUACACACAAAAAUAAAAUUAAAUAUUUUUUUAUGUUCUUUGAAGAGCUGUCCUCUUUCUAUUUGAGUAGUAUUAUUUCUGGUUAUCUGGUUUGUGCAUUUUUUUUUCUUUCACAGAAUUCAUAAAAAGUAUGUUGUAAAAAAAUUUUGUCCUUCUUUGUCACAUGUAUAACAAAUGCAUCCAAUGAAGUCCUUGGCAACACAUAUUAAUUAUGAUAAAUCUUUGUUUUAUGUAUUUGAGGUAAAUUUACCAAAUAUAAUUAUGGAAAUGGUCUUUACUUAAUAUCCUAAUGAGUUUUGGUGUAAAGAUGUAUUAUUUUGACCCAUAUAAUGAACUGUUGGCUAUUUCUAGCAAUAUACCUGUGUGACUUAAAAAAUGUUAAUGGAUAAAGAAGUGUAUUGUUACCUCA